Messenger RNA from Linum tenue, 533 nucleotides. NCBI's taxonomy places the organism in Eukaryota, Viridiplantae, Streptophyta, Magnoliopsida, Malpighiales, Linaceae. The record is from the annotation of a GenBank genome assembly.
GUGUUUAGGCCUAGAAUGUGCUAGGCGGUUUGUGCGGAACGAGCAAGGCGUCUGAUCAGGAUGAUGGGGGACUCCAAGCUCCUGCAAAACAAGGGUCCGUGGGCGGUCGCCCAGGACACUCUCCGAUGCUUAAGUUAGAGAGAGAAGGGAGAGCUUAUGUUUGUUUGGAGAGAGAGUAGUAGUUGGUUACCAUUAAUGCCGAUCCCGGUGUAUUUAUAGUCCCUUCUCUCGAGCAUGGGCAUUAAAUGCUAUUGUCAGGCGGCCUAUGUGCACCUUACCUUUUCUAGACCGCCUACGGCGGGCAUUUAAUGCUUGUUCCUGCUGUGUCCGAGGUAGGUAUCCCUAGGAAGAUCUCCUUUCUGACACCAACGGCCACUUGUGUCAGGCGGCCUAGUCCCCGUCUUGUCGUAGGGCGGCCGCCUGCUGUUACCUUUCUCCCAUACUCCUCCUCGGGUUCCCCACCGAGGCCCUCGACUCCUCCUUGGGCCCUGCUUGACUAUUCCUUUAUGGGCCUCGAGCCCACUACUGCUCAA